AUGGAGAAUGUUGUAAUGUUGAUUGUUGGCGCUGGGCCAGCAGGCCUUGCAACAGCAGCAUGCCUUAGCCAAUUCUCAAUUCCCUAUGUCAUUGUCGAGUGUGAAAGUUGCAACGCAUCGCUUUGGCGCAACCAUGCCUACGACCGCCUCAAGCUACAUCUUGCAAAGGAGUUCUGUGAGUUGCCACACAUGUCAUACCCACUAGAUGUGCCAACAUACAUACCAAAAACUUUGUUUGCAAAGUACUUGGAUGACUAUGUUGAGCGUUUCAAUAUUCAACCCAAGUAUCUCACUAGUGUGGAGUCAUCCACAUUUGAUAAUGAAGAAAAUUGUUGGUCCAUCAUGGCACAUGACAUGGCAAAGAGCACAAUAGUCAGGUUCACGGCAAAGUUUCUUGUCGUGGCAAGUGGUGAGAAUAGUGCAGAGAAUAUUCCAAUGAUCCCCAGACUGCAAAGUUUCCUGGGUGAUGUCAUCCACUCCUCAAGCUACAAGUCAGGCAAGAGCUACUCUGGCAUGGAUGUAUUGGUCGUUGGAUCUGGCAACUCUGGAAUGGAAAUUGCUUAUGACCUUGCGAUUCAUGUAAUGACAAAAGAAUUAAUCCGGUUGGGGAUGACACUUGCUCGCCAUCUUCCACUGAAUCUAGUGGAUAACCUCCUUGUGAUGGCGGCGAAUUUAAUAUUUGGAGACCUAUCGAGGUAUGGCAUCAGAAGGCCAAAAAUCGGUCCAGGGCUAGUGUGCUAG
This is a messenger RNA of Triticum dicoccoides, 741 nucleotides long. Its product is annotated as probable indole-3-pyruvate monooxygenase YUCCA10. The record is from RefSeq and is a predicted model, not a curated record. NCBI's taxonomy places the organism in Eukaryota, Viridiplantae, Streptophyta, Magnoliopsida, Poales, Poaceae. Gene Ontology annotation, molecular function: monooxygenase activity; flavin adenine dinucleotide binding. Bases 1 to 741 code for a protein of 246 amino acids. The transcript is spliced from 2 exons.